AUGGCCUUGGUACCAUACAAUUCUGGCCAUCAGUACAUCGACGAUGAUAGUGAUAUAGAAGUUGUCCGUUCUUGUAAGAGCGGAUAUGUACACGAUUCGGGUUGUGAGCAGAAUGUACCAGUCAAUAUCAUCAUCGCUGCCACUUUGAAUGGAGCCGUUACAGCAUUAGAUGGAGAAACGGGUGAAAUGAUUUGGAGACAUGAAGAUGCGCCACUUCUACAAGGAACUUUGACCUCUUCUGAACCUAUCGACAUUGGUGGAACUAGUUUGCAGCUGAUGCCAACAUUGGAUGGAAGACUGUUCUCGUACACACACAACACAAAUCUCAUCGAACCACUGCCAAUAACAACUGAUUCACUUCUGGAAUCCACAAUUCGUCUUGGGCAAGAUGCGGUCGCCGGUGGGAAGAGUGUCACGACAAAAGGAAUUGAUGUGUUGACGGGGGACCUCAAGUACGAGUGUUCAGUGGAAUCUUGUGGGAAUCAAGACGCAGAGCUUCCUCAAAACCCAAUUCUUCUCGUGAAACGUAUCACAAACUCGAUCCGUGCAAUGGAUACUCGACGUGGAAUCGAAAGAUGGAACUUGUCGACUGCUGAGGUAGACGUCAGCUUGGCUGGAGGAGUUUCGGUGUCUUCAAUCCCACCAACCAACUCCAAAGUUUUGCUCCAACCACCAGACGGAAUUCUUGUAGCAGUUAGCAAGCAUAAUCGUGAAGAAUGGAAAACUGAUGUGGGUGGACAUAUUGUUAAUGUUUGGCAUAUCUAUGGAAACAACAUUGGAGAGAUAUCUCUUUUCGAUCCAAGCAACAUUUUCACCACACAGUUCGAAGUGAUGCAUCGAGAACAACACAACAUGCAGUCACAAUCUUCUCUGCUAUAUAUGGGUACUUCUGGCGGCUUUCCUUUUAUUAUCCAAAGUCCAAAAGCCAAAAAGAACUUGAACAAGAGAAUGAAUGCUUUGCCGGAGUUGUCUACAAUGACAGAGUUCCCUAGUCCACGUUUCUGUUCAGCAAACGAGGAUACGAGAAGUCUGGCAUAUGACAUCAAAGACGAAACAUUACGCACUGUUCUUCAACAUGCAUUUAGAAACUCGCAAAGCAAGGCCAUCGAAGACAAGACUUCUUCUGUCAAUCGACCUAAAAACCUUCAAAUUCUUGCUCAUGACAGUGACAAGUCGGCUCAGAAAAUUGGAACGGAGAACCUUCGCUCAACUUCUCUGUCAAAAUCUGGAGAUCAUGGAUAUCUUGUUUUGGAUGUGACGCCGGCCAAACCAAAGUUCAAAUUGCCGUCUCCAGUAAACAUCGUGCAGUCAGUCUUUCGCUACAUGUUUCAUCCGUCCACUCUGGUCAGCUUCAUUGCUAGCUUUGUUGGUGUCGCGAUGACCACUGUCUACUGGAUCAGAAAACCUUCCCAGAUGAUGAUCGAGCAGCGACCCAGCACUGAUAGCACCGAGAGUGAGAACAGUUCUCAACGAACCCGAAACACGUCCUUUGCUCCAGCAGACGAUGAAAUAGAACGGUUCAUGGAGGAAGGAUCGGAUGUGAGCACCCCCAGCACUCCAGUGAGAAGAGCACUGUUGCCGAUUGAGAAAUCCAAUAUCGAGCUCCGUACUACUCCAGCUGUUAAAACACCAAAGCGUCAAACUAAAACCGACGUCGACACUGAUGAGAGCUCAUUUUCCAACGAUGAAAAGAAAAAAUUGCUGCGAGACCGAACUAUUUCUCGAUCAAGUCUGGAAGGUUUCACCAGUCGUUUUGCAAAUGAAUUUGAAGUCAAGAAAGUGAUCGGACACGGAGGAUUCGGAGUAGUUUUUCGUGCUCAAAGUAUCACAGAUAUGAAUGAAUAUGCUGUUAAACGUAUUGCUGUCGCUGACAACGAGAAGGCUAGAAAUCGUGUUCUUCGUGAGGCAAGAGCACUUGCAAUGUUCGACCAUCCUGGUAUCAUCCGAUACUUCUAUGCUUGGGAAGAAAGACCACCAAGGGGAUAUCAGGAGAAGGAAGACGAGAAUCUUCUUGGAAAAAUGAAAGCUGAGAAACUAGCCAAACUUCACGAGAUAAAGCAGAAAAAGCCAACGAGUGAGGUUCACAAUGUGAAGUCGGCUGACACCGCCUCAUUCGCUGAAACUUUCGAAAUGCCUCCGGUAAUUGGACAUACUGCAGACACCGGAGACAACUGGAGUAACUCAUCAAAGCCAAAAGAAGUUGGUGCAAAACGUACGACUUCUGAAAGUAAACGGGGUUUACAUGGCGAGUCUGACACCACAGCAGAAUUGCAGAAGAAAGAAAGUGUCAACUUCUCAGAGAGCGAUGACGAGUCUGACACUACCGAGGAUACCAGUUCUAGUUCUUCUUCUUCUGGAUCAUCCAUCAGUCACAGCGCCAUAAAACAAACAGUGUAUUCUUCAUCUGGAGGAAUUGUUUUUGGAGAUGGUUCAGAUGUUGGGGAUAAUGAAGAAGUAAAAAAGGCAAAGAUGGAGAUUGCAGUCAUUGACGAGCAAUUGUCUAUUCAUAACAGAGCAAUGAUUGUCGAAACCGAGAAUCAAGAGCUAGAAGUUCGUGAACGAAACGAUACUGGAGACUGUGCAUAUCUUUAUAUCGUGAUGCAAUUGUGCGCUGAGAGAACAUUGGAAGAUUGGAUUCGCAGAAGUAAGACUGUUGAAAGUCGUUCCUUGGCUGUCAUGAAAGAUUGGAUCAAACAGUUGGCCAGUGGUCUUGACUACCUUCACCACAAAGGCUUCAUUCAUCGUGAUUUGAAGCCUGGAAAUGUUUUCUUCUCACUGGAAUCCAAACCAGAUCAUCAGAUUUUGAAAAUUGGAGAUCUCGGGUUGGCAACCAAAACUGACGGAGCACCAAAAAUCACAGUUCGCCAAGAUUCGGAUAGUAGUGCCAAACACACAAGGAAUGUUGGAACUCGCUCGUACAUGUCUCCGGAGCAAAUUGGUCACCAAUUGUAUACGGAGAAAGUUGACAUAUUUGCGUUGGGACUUGUUGCCACCGAGUUGAUCAUCCCAUUCUCAACUGCAAGCGAGAGAAUUCAUACAUUUGGAAGUUUCCAGAAAGGAGAGAUUCCAUCGAUCUUGGAUUCUUGUCCCGAAUCGAGAGAAUUCCUCUUGCAAUUGACAAGCCUCAAUCCGUCGGACCGUCCAACUGCCAGUCAAGUCGCUUCUCACUCUUUCCUCUUACAGUAA
Molecule: messenger RNA, 3186 nt
Organism: Caenorhabditis remanei
Lineage: Eukaryota; Metazoa; Nematoda; Chromadorea; Rhabditida; Rhabditidae
Exons: 11
Coding region: 1-3186 (1061 amino acids)
Biological process (GO): protein phosphorylation
Molecular function (GO): protein kinase activity; ATP binding; protein binding
Source: RefSeq, a predicted model, not a curated record